AUGUUGGAAUCAAGAAAGAGGCCCUUGCCAGACGAUGGAGAGGUUGCUCAAGCAAAAAAGCGGGUGUUAACGAGCACGAGUGGGAGCCCGGAGGUCAACGGCUUGAAUGCUAAUUACGACGCAGAAGAACCUGCAGACAACCACCAGUUAGAGCUAUUUCGAAAGGAGGCCAUCUUCAGGCGUAUGAGGCACUACUCGAGAGAGAACGAGCGGAAUCAGGCGCGCAUAGCUCAACUGGAACAGAGAAGAAGCUCGUGCGAGGCAGGUCUAGUAGCUAUUGCCGCAUGCUGGAAGCAGUUGGUAGAUACUGUUCAAACCCUGACGCCACCAGAGGAACUUCCAGCCGUCGAAAUCGAUACGAAAGAUAUUUUUGAUUUGUCACAGCACAUUUCAACUGACUCGAGCCUCAAAGCUGCACUGGAGAAGAACAUGCCUACAACCGAAAAACUAAUUGCAAGUUUCAUGAAGCUAAAUCCGGCCACCUUCAAUGAUAAGGCAUAUCAACGCAGUCAGACAUCACAGACCGAGUAUGUUGCUCUUCGCUCCGAGAUAGCACUGCUGCAGCAGAGGCUUGACGAGGUCCAGUCAGAGAAGGAGCAACUUCACGACGACCUUAUUGCUGCGGAGAUCAAGUUAGACCGUAUGCAAAGUGGCACUGUUGCAGCCAUGCAGACAAAAGGCGGGGCAAAGGAUGAGGCAAACCCGGACCAAUCAUGCCCAGCGGAAGGAAGCACCCCAAAUCAUGGGUCAUCAACUCCACCACCGCCUCAAAUAAAUGGUCAUAAUGAUUCAUCCCUGUCAGAUAUCGAAGCUUGUCGAUUGGAGCUCAAAAUUUCCUCCGAACGUGCAAGUAAACUAGAGGCAGAAAUUAGGAUCCAGGCGGAGACCAUAGCGAAGCUCGAGGUUGAGGUUUUCGAAAUGGUCUCUGGGACUGUGCAUUACAAGAUACUAUCUGAGCGUAGGGAUCAGCUGGAGCACAUGAAAGCUGAGAACGAUAGCAGAAUAGGACGGUUGGACGUCACAAUACGAGACCUGCAAUCAAGUCGGACACAAUUUGAGGAGGAGACUCGGGCUUCUGCGCAACAAAUGAACCAAGAACUCAAAGUUGUACUUGCUAAGCGGGAUGCAGAUCUCACUCGCCUUCGCGACCAACGUGAGCUGCUGCAUGCCGAAUUAAAUGAACUUAGAAGUCGUGAAAAUAUAAAAUAUCAGUCAUCUCGGGAGCUCAAGGCCCUCGCCGAAUCACGAGCGGAGAGGGUGACGCAACUUGAGUCGGAGGUCAGGAGACAUAAGGCGAAAUUAGCUGCGCAUGCCGGUAAUGAAGAUCUCAUGAAGCAUUUCUGGGAGGGAAAAGUUGACGAUCUUCAAUACGUGGAUGGUCUUCGGAGGAAACUGAUUGAAACCGAAUCAAAGCUCACCGCACUUCAGCAAUCCAUGUCCACCAUACAAGAAGAGCAACCUGAUAUUGCACGUCAUAUUACCUCAGAAGCAGCUACCCGAGAAGAGCUUGCUGCCGUCACGACAGAAUUAUCACGGUAUCGAUCUCUCCUUGGAGAUCCGUCUUCUUCAGAUCUCGCCAGGCAAUUGCAAGCGAAGGAAGAUGAGCUCCAGAAAAUGCGACUUCUUACAGUACAACAUCAGCAGGCGGAGGACCCAAUUUAUGCAGAGAUGGAAAGGCUUUCGGGUGCAUGGGAGGCUUUGGAUGGGCAAUUAAAGAAUAAGGUGAUGAGCUUAACAGCGGCAGAGGAAAAGAUCGCUAAGAGCGCACACGAGAAAGCGAAGGCGGAUAACAAGUACUUUGCAGCCAUGCGCGACAGGGAAUCAGUCGAGAUUGAGCGGAAAAACGCCAUCCGGAACCUCGAGAAGCAAGCCAAGGUUGUCGAACGAUUAGUUGAUAGCGAGAAAAACCUGCAACAACAAAUAGUGCGUCCUUUUUCUUUGCAUUCUGUCUCUCCUUCGUUUCUUACUAUCGUCAUUUUGACUCAGGGUCAUCUCGAAGCAGCCAACCAGCGUCUGCAUCGAGUGAUGGAUGAAGCAGAAACAAGAUUCAAUGUUCGAAAGAUCGCUGACGAAAAAUACGCUCAUAUCCACCACCUCAAGGGCUGUCUAUUCAAGAGGGAUGACGACCUAGCUCGUAUGAAAGCCGAGGUUAAUAAACUCCGUGUUGAGAUGAAGAAGUUGAAAUCUGCUUCAGCAAGUGAAAAGGAAGCAGACCUUAUGGAAGAGGCUGCGUCUGUCUGGAGGCUCAUUAAAUGUUCGACAUGCAAAGAAAAUAUGCGCGGAGUUGCUCUCACCAAGUGCUCGCACACGUUUUGCAAACAAUGCGUCGAGGCGAGGAUCUCGACACGUCAGCGGCGGUGCCCACAUUGUAAUUCAGGCUUUGCACAGAGUGAGGUAGUGAACGUCCUCUUCCAAUGA
Messenger RNA from Suillus subaureus, 2418 nucleotides. Its product is annotated as BRE1-domain-containing protein. Gene Ontology annotation, cellular component: nucleus; HULC complex. Lineage: Eukaryota; Fungi; Basidiomycota; Agaricomycetes; Boletales; Suillaceae. The record is from RefSeq and is a predicted model, not a curated record. Bases 1 to 2418 code for a protein of 805 amino acids. The transcript is spliced from 14 exons. Gene Ontology annotation, molecular function: metal ion binding; ubiquitin protein ligase activity.